AGGAAAAAAACAAAAACACAAAGUGGAGGUGACAUCAAACACUCCAUUCAACAGCAAAGGGCUGGUUUAAGACCUUUGAGAGUGGUAGACAUCUUUGCAGAUUUGGCAGAGUAUUGUCCCCACUCUCACUCUCUCUCUCCCUUUCUCUUACUCUUUCCCCAUUCUAUCUGUUUUUUUUCAGUAUAGGAAAGGUUGAAGCUUGAAGAAGAAAGAGGGCAAUGGGGGCAGGAUCAACGACUUCUUCUAAGCUCAGAAAAGUUGCCAAGAAAACGUUAGUCGCUGCAUGUGGUUCCUUCUCCAGGAAUACCCCUCUUCCUCCCCCACCUAUGUCAGUGUCACCAUUGAAGCCAAAGAGUAAGUUGGAACCGGAAUCAGCUGGAAUUGAAGCAGAAUUCACCACCAACCAUAAGGAUGUUACAUCUAGGAACAUAUGUGCAAUAUGUUUGGAGGCUCUGAGUUACAGUUCUGGCAGCAGCCCAGGGCAGGCUAUAUUUACAGCCCAGUGUUCUCAUGCAUUCCACUUUUCCUGCAUAUCCUCCAACGUUCGCCAUGGUAGCAUCACCUGCCCCAUUUGCCGUGCUCAUUGGACCCAGUUGCCACGCCACGUAAACCCACCUGCAUGCUCACUCUCUUGCAACCAAAAUGACCCUGUUUUUCGUAUCCUGGAUGAUUCCAUUGCCACUUUCCGGGUUCAUAGACGCUCCUUCCUUCGAUCAGCAAGCUAUGAUGAUGAUGACCCUAUUGAGCCUGUUGACACACAAAAUCAUCCCCGUAUUGAUUUAGCUCUGAUCCCCCUCCAACCAACAGUUUUGACUCACCCCUGCUACUUUCGUCAUCAACCCAGUUCACAUUCAUCUUUGCAGAUGCAGGGAAUUGGACACAUCUCAAACCACCAUCAUCAUCACUUCAGCAGCUCUUCCUCGUCAACUUUACAGUUGCAACCACCAAGUGGACAAAUACCUUGCAACAUGUGCUCCUCCCCAAAUUGCAGACCGGCUUAUCUCAGCAUAAAAUUUGCACAUCCACAAGCUAUGGACAUGGUAUUGUUUGCAAGUCCCAAUGGUCCGCACUUGAGGCUUUUAAAACAAUCCAUGGCAUUAGUGGUAUUCUCUCUCCGACCGAUCAAUCGUUUGGCCAUUGUGACAUACUCAUCUGCUUCAGCACGUGUCUUCCCUCUCCGGCGCAUGACAUCCUAUGGAAAGAGAACAGCCUUACAAGUUAUAGAUCGUCUUUUCUACAUGGGUCAAGCUGAUCCGGUUGAAGGGCUCAAGAAAGGUAUAAAGAUACUUGAAGAUCGUGCACAUAAGAAUCCACAGUCGUGCAUCUUGCAUUUGUCUGAUAGUCCAACAAGAUCAUACCACGCCAUGAACCUGCAAUUUCCUAUUCCAAUACAUCGGUUUCAUGUGGGAUUCGGUUUUGGCACCUCUAAUGGUUUUGUGAUGCAUGAAUUUGAAGAGUUUCUAACACAAUUAUUGGGAGGUGUAGUUAGAGAAGUUCAAUUGAGAAUCGGGGAGGAAGGAAGGAUCAUUAGGCUCGGGGAUCUGCGAGGCGGUGAAGAGAGAAGGAUUUUGAUGGACUUGGGCGAGUGCCUACAUGUUUGUGUAGGGUAUAGUUACAUCGAGGGAGGAAGCGACGAAUGUAUCAAAACAGGUGAAACUAUGGUGAGUGUAGAGGAUAAGAGGGAAACAGAUGAUAGCAGCAGAGGCAGUGGUAUCAGCAUUGUCGGGGGAAGGACCAGCAGUGUUGAGAACUGGGAUUACCAUGAUCCUUACAUGGCUAGAAGAUGGGCUAAGCAUUUGCAUGGAUACAGAUUCUGAAUACUAAUCAUGCUGCCAAAAUCCUUUUGUAGAUAUGCUCACGUUUCAUUCAUUUCCGCAUGGAUUUUGGUCAUUCAAUCCAAUGACUUAUCCUCAGCUUCAGAGAUCUUAAAUAUGCAGGCUGUUUUGAAAAUUCUUAGAUUUAUUUACUCAUUGGUUGGGAUCAAGGCUUUGUUAAUUGUCCUGUCGGUUGGGAUUGGAGAAAUCACAUC
Messenger RNA from Hibiscus syriacus, 2029 nucleotides. Its product is annotated as probable E3 ubiquitin-protein ligase WAVH2. The transcript is spliced from 3 exons. NCBI's taxonomy places the organism in Eukaryota, Viridiplantae, Streptophyta, Magnoliopsida, Malvales, Malvaceae. The record is from RefSeq and is a predicted model, not a curated record. The coding region runs from base 219 to 1817 and encodes 532 amino acids.